Molecule: messenger RNA, 4516 nt
Organism: Thunnus maccoyii (southern bluefin tuna)
Lineage: Eukaryota; Metazoa; Chordata; Actinopteri; Scombriformes; Scombridae
Gene: slc8a1b
Product: solute carrier family 8 member 1b
Exons: 11
Coding region: 435-3275 (946 amino acids)
Biological process (GO): cell communication; sodium ion transmembrane transport; calcium ion import across plasma membrane
Cellular component (GO): sarcolemma; axon; postsynapse
Molecular function (GO): calcium:sodium antiporter activity
Source: RefSeq, a predicted model, not a curated record
AAGAAUGAGGAAGAAGUCCGCUGUGCUGCGCGCCUCGUCCCAACAAAUGCGGGUUUGCUGAUGAAGCGCCGCUCCGGUCAUCCGAUCAUACAGGUCGCUCAGGUCGCGCUGCAUGGAAACGAGGAGUAGGCAACAGCAAAAAAACAACAGCAACAAAUAAAAAACUGUCAGUGCAUGGGAAUCCGGACUCCUCUCCCCUCCUUUUGUGCGUCUCGGUCGCCUUGGCUGGCGUAUAAGAGCUCCCUGCGUCUCCAUUACCAUUCCCCACUGCUGGCUUACCUCUACUACUACUACUACUCCUACUCCUUGUACUGCUGCUAUUACUAGUAGUGCGGCUUUUAAUACUGACCGGUCCGGGUUGUGGACACUCUCUGGAUAGAAAGGUUCAACACCUUCAUUAAUCGUCACCUCACAGUACCGGUCCAGACAUCAACAUGGGCCGCUGGGAUCACUCCUCCCCCCUGUCCCCUGCUCUGAGGAUAGCAGUUGUCAUGGUGAUUCUCCUCCUCAAGCUCCAUCCCUCAUUGGCUGGCGCACCCCCUGAGACAGGCUUGGGUGGCUCGGUUUCGGCAGUGUCCACCAAUAAAAGUGAAUGCAGCAAGGCUGAGGCGUGCUCAAAGGGGGUGAUGUUACCCAUUUGGGAACCCCAAAAUCCGUCAUUUGGUGACAAGGUUGCCCGGGCCACGGUUUACUUUGUUGCCCUGGUCUACAUGUUCCUGGGUGUGUCAAUUAUCGCCGACCGUUUCAUGGCAUCAAUAGAGGUCAUCACGUCACAGGAAAAAGAGAUCACUAUCAAGAAACCCAACGGGGAAACCACCACCACAACUGUCCGGAUCUGGAACGAGACCGUGUCCAACCUCACCCUCAUGGCUCUGGGCUCUUCGGCUCCCGAGAUCCUGCUGUCCGUCAUAGAGGUCAUCGGUCAUGGGUUUAACGCCGGCACACUAGGCCCCUCCACCAUUGUUGGCUCUGCAGCGUUCAACAUGUUUGUCAUCAUUGGGCUUUGCGUCUACGUCGUGCCCGACGGCGAGACCAGGAAGGUCAAGCAUCUCCGCGUCUUCUUCGUCACGGCCACCUGGAGUAUCUUUGCCUACAUUUGGCUCUACCUGAUCCUGUGUGUGAUCUCACCUGGCGUUGUGCAGGUGUGGGAGGGGCUGCUCACUUUCCUCUUCUUUCCCAUCUGUGUGGUGUUUGCCUGGAUAGCUGACCGCCGUCUGCUCUUCUACAAGUAUGUGUACAAGCGUUAUCGGACUGGAAAGCAGCGUGGCAUGAUCAUCGAGACUGAGGGCGACCGUCCACUUCCUUCUAAGGUGGACAUUGAGAUGGAUGGGAAGAUGCUGAACUCUCAUGGUGUUGACUUCCUGGACGGUCCGCUGGGUUUGGAUCUUGAUGAGAAGGACCUGGAUGAGGAGGAGACCCGGAGAGACAUGGCCAAGAUCCUGAAGGAGCUAAAACAGAAACACCCUGACAAGGAGGUGGAGCAACUUAUUGAGCUUGCCAACUACCAGGUUCUGAGCCAGCAGCAGAAGAGCCGUGCUUUCUACCGCUGCCAGGCCACCCGGUUGAUGACAGGUGCUGGCAACAUCCUGAAGAAACAUGCAGCCGAUCAGGCAAGAAAGGCUGUCAGCAUGCAUGAAGUUCGCUCUGAUGCUGGUGAUAACGACCCUAUCUCUAAGAUCUUUUUUGAGCCCGGUUCCUACCAGUGCCUUGAGAACUGUGGCACAGUGGCGGUGAAUGUGGUGAGGCGUGGCGGCGACCUGGGCAAGACGAUUUCUGUGGAGUACCGGACAGAAGACGGCACGGCCAACGCUGGUUCGGACUACGAGUUCACAGAAGGCGUGGUGGUGUUCAAGCCCAGCGAGACGAUGAAGGAGAUCCGUGUUGGGAUCAUUGACGAUGACAUCUUUGAGGAGGAUGAAAACUUCCUGAUUCACCUUUCCAAUGUGAAGGUGUUGACGUCAGAAGGAGAGGAACCUGAGGAAGGCGAGUCAGCUAAUCACGUGGACUCAGUGGCCUGUCUCGGCUUACCCUCUACAGCAACCGUUACCAUCUUUGAUGACGACCAUGCCGGUAUCUUUACGUUUGAGGAGCCUGUAUGCCAUGUGAGUGAGAGCGUUGGCAUUAUGGAGGUGAAGGUGCUGAGAACGUCGGGGGCUCGUGGCGUGGUCAUGCUGCCGUACAAGACCGUGGAGGGAACAGCACGAGGCAACGGAGAGGACUUUGAAGACACUCAUGGUAUCCUGGAAUUUCAGAACGAUGAGAUCUUGAAGACCAUAACCAUUAGGAUCUUAGACCGGGAAGUGUACAAUAAGCAGUCCUCCUUCUACGUUCUACUUGAAAACCCCGAAUGGAGACGCAGCGGGAAGGAACGGACAGAGGAAGAGCAAAAGGAAGAGGAGGAGGAAGAGGAGGCGCUGACAGGAAAGGAUGAAGAGGAGAGACGCAUCGCUGAGAUGGGUCGCCCCAUGCUGGGAGAUCACGUCAAACUGGAGGUCAUCAUAGAGGAGUCAUAUGAGUUCAAGAACACAGUGGACAAGCUGAUAAAGAAGACCAACCUGGCUCUGCUUGUAGGAACCAACAGCUGGAGAGACCAGUUCAUAGAAGCCAUCACUGUGAGCGCAGGCGAGGAUGACGAUGACGAGGAGUGCGGGGAGGAGAAGCUGCCGUCAUGUUUCGACUACGUCAUGCACUUCCUCACCGUCUUCUGGAAGGUUCUGUUCGCCUUCGUACCACCCACAGAGUACUGGAACGGCUGGGCCUGCUUCGUCGUCUCCAUCUGCAUGAUCGGACUGCUCACCGCCGUCAUAGGGGACCUGGCCAGUCAUUUUGGCUGCACAGUGGGCCUGAAAGACUCAGUCACAGCAGUAGUAUUUGUCGCAUUGGGAACCUCUGUUCCAGAUACCUUUGCCAGCAAGGUAGCUGCUAUCCAGGAUCAAUAUGCAGACGCAUCCAUUGGAAAUGUGACUGGCUCCAACGCUGUCAAUGUUUUCCUGGGCAUCGGGGUGGCGUGGUCCAUCGCCGCCAUCUACCACCAGAGCAAUGGGAAGGAGUUCAGGGUGGACCCGGGCACACUGGCCUUCUCCGUCACGCUCUUCACCAUCUUUGCCUUUAUAAGCGUCGCCACACUGAUGUACCGGCGACGACCAGAGAUCGGUGGAGAGCUGGGCGGGCCCCGGACUGCGAAGGCCCUGACCACCAUGCUGUUCGUCAGCCUGUGGCUCCUCUACAUCCUCUUCUCCUCACUGGAGGCUUACUGCCACAUCCAGGGCUUCUAAGAUGGCAGGAGAUGACGAAGGGGAGGGCGGGACAGAGGGAGGACAUGGAAGAAGAAAGCAAGGGGAGGUGGAUGAAUGGAUGGAUUUGAAAAUUAAGGCUGUCUCGUUGAUCUAUCACUCCCUCCCUUUACGCAAUAGAUUGAAUGACGAAUGAAUGGAUGGAUGUAUAGAAUGAAGGAACGGAGGACACAUUAAAGCAUCUAAAAACAGAAUAGAAGGAAGUACGGAUGCAUGGAAGGACAACGACAAACAGGAGAAUCAUAGGAGCUAAAGAAGCUUGAAAGAAAAAGGAAUAAACUAAAACUACCGGAAUACAUUUUCUGUCUCGAUCUAUAAAUCAAAACCAAUCAAUUAAAAGUUGUCUUUAAACCCCCUGUUUUAAAUUCGUAAAACUAAUCCCCCAAGUCACAAACGCACAUACACACACAAAUAAAUGCACACAAUUUGUCUCAGCUGGUUCAACCAUACAGAAAUCAAAAUGUGAAGUGCCACAGAGAGGUUAAAACAGACUGACACCAUCACAGUUACCAGCUUGGAUUUGUGGAUUCAACAACAGCAAUCCCAUUAAACCCCUUCCAGUUGGAGCAGUGAACUCCAACGUCCAGCUGCAGUAACAGAGACAAGUGAGACAGAAAAAGACAGAAUAACUGUGUUAGUAUGUACAUGCAUGACCAGACAAUACUGAAAACACAAUCAGAAGAAAUUGGAUAUAUUGCCACAGCUGUUUAAUGACAACAAACUGUGUGUGUGCUAGUGUGUGACUGUGUGUUUCGCUGCUUGUGCGUUGUGGGAAGAUGGUCAAGUACUGUGAAAAAGUCGCCUCUCGUUUUGCUGUCGCUGGGUGAGACGGAAUAUGCUUUCGUAUUAAAAGGUCUUUUUGACUCUCGCUCUACCAACCUGUAGAAAUGCUGAGUAAGACUCUUUUGCGGGAGGGCACGUUCAACGAAGCGAAAUGUUCUGAACGUCACUGAGGUUAGAGAUGUAAAUACAAAGAGCUAAACAUACUUUAUAGCUCCACUUCUUUCCUUCUGAAUGUCUUGGUUACGCCAUGCGCUCCUGAACGGGCCCUCUUUCUGUUGCUUUAUACUGUAGAUGUAAAUGAUUUAAGGUCUAAUUUGAAUCAAGAAGGGGUUAGUGUGCUUUUACCUUUAAUAAGGCCAUGUCUGAAAGGACAAAAUGGCCGCUCUACCGUUUAAAACUGUUAGAGAAACUAUUAUCAUUGCAUAAAUAUCUAGGUUAAU